Mesocricetus auratus (golden hamster) is the source of this 1847-nucleotide messenger RNA. It is a transcript of the gene Yipf4, whose product is annotated as Yip1 domain family member 4. The transcript is spliced from 6 exons. The coding region runs from base 230 to 970 and encodes 246 amino acids. The record is from RefSeq and is a predicted model, not a curated record. Gene Ontology annotation, cellular component: trans-Golgi network; membrane. Gene Ontology annotation, biological process: endoplasmic reticulum to Golgi vesicle-mediated transport; vesicle fusion with Golgi apparatus. NCBI's taxonomy places the organism in Eukaryota, Metazoa, Chordata, Mammalia, Rodentia, Cricetidae.
CCUGUCAGCGCCCCGGCGUCGUGGUGCUUGGGCGCUCGCCAUCCGCGGGACUCCGCUGCGACCUCGUCAGGAGCCGCCGGCCGGCCUGGCUCGCUCGCCUCUGCCGUCGGCCCUGCCCGCGCCCCCCGGCUCGCAGGCCGCCCGGUAGCAGGAGCGUGCGCGUCGUCCCCGAGCGAGGCCCCGGGCCCAGCCGCGCCUCAGCACCGCCGUGGGCUCCGAGGCCCGCGGGAUGCAGCCUCCGGGCCCGCCCCCGGCCUACGCGCCCGCUAACGGGGACUUCACCUUCGUCUCCUCGGCCGACGCGGAAGAUCUCAGUGGUUCUAUAGCCGCUCCAGAUGUCAAAUUAAACCUCGGUGGAGGUGGAGAAUUUAUCAAAGAAUCUACAGCUACUACGUUUCUGAGACAAAGAGGGUAUGGCUGGCUUUUGGAAGUUGAAGAUGAGGACCCUGAAGAUAACAAGCCACUUUUGGAAGAAUUGGACAUUGAUCUAAAGGAUAUUUACUACAAAAUCCGUUGUGUUUUGAUGCCAAUGCCAUCACUUGGUUUUAAUAGACAAGUGGUGAGAGACAAUCCUGACUUUUGGGGUCCACUAGCUGUUGUCCUUUUCUUUUCAAUGAUAUCAUUAUAUGGACAGUUUAGGGUGGUCUCAUGGAUUAUAACCAUUUGGAUAUUUGGUUCACUGACUAUUUUCUUACUGGCUAGAGUUCUUGGUGGAGAAGUUGCAUAUGGCCAAGUGCUUGGAGUGAUAGGAUAUUCACUGCUUCCUCUCAUUGUAAUAGCCCCUGUACUUUUGGUAGUUGGAUCAUUUGAGAUGGUGUCUACACUUAUAAAACUGUUUGGUGUGUUUUGGGCUGCCUACAGUGCUGCCUCAUUACUCGUAGGUGAAGAGUUCAAGACCAAAAAGCCUCUCCUCAUUUAUCCAAUCUUUUUAUUGUACAUUUACUUUUUGUCCUUGUAUACUGGGGUGUGAUCCAAGUUGUACGUGAAUUGAAAAAAAUGGUGUUACAUUUGUAUUAAGCUGGGAAUUCUUGCUGAAGGGGUUGGAAAAAACAUAACUAGUAAAAUUUUAUACAUUCCAGAUAGAAAGGCAGGUUUAAAAUCUUUUUAAAACAAUAUUUUUUGUAUUUAAGUAAUUACAGUUAUCUGGGAUUUUUUUGGUCAGAAUUCUGAAUUCUGUUUGGUUCUUCAUAUUUCACAAAUAAAUAAAAAAGUUGUGUUUUUUCAGAUUGUGUCAAUAUUCACCUGAAUACUUGUGCCAAAAGCACCUAGAUAAUUGUAUCUCACUUGAAGUAUAAAUUUGACAACAUCCUGAAAAAUAUAAAAGUGCAAUUUUUUUCUUUAAAGAAUUUCCUCCUGCCCCACAGAUUCUGUAGAUACCUAUUUAUAUUUAUACAUAUAUAUAUUUAUGAGAUAAUUCUUAUUCACAAACUAUAUUUCUGAAUAGUUUAAAAAUUAAGAUACUAAAUCUGAUGCUAAACUUUCCUAAUUUGGCCAUUAAUGUCUUUUAUUUAAAACUUAAAAUCUGUUUUUAAAUUGUAUAAUUUUUGAAAUAAUAGUUGCGGUGUAGAUUUGGUUUGUGUGUAUAUGCUCUUAAAAAACAUUUUUGAAUGUCUAAACAUUUGAUUUAAAGUUUCUGUUUAUCUUUUUGACCAAAGGAGCAAGAGAUAUAAUUGAUAUGGCAUUCAUUAAAAUCAUUAAUAUAUAGGAAAAGUAAUAUUUAUAGCAUCAGUAAAUAUUUUUUAAGUGGUACCUUUAAAUCAUAAAAAGUUGCCGGAAAGAUACCAUUGGAGUCGUGUGGUCUUGAACAAUGUUAUAUGAAGUAGAAAAUAAAGUGUUUUCCAGCUGUG